AUGAUAUCAGCAAUCUCAUGGGUGCCAAAAGGUGCCGCAAAGCCACAACCAAUAUUCGCCGACCCUCCUUCGAAAGAGGCGAUUGACAAUAUUAAGGCUAAGGCUGGACUUCUUGACACUCAGGAAGGUGAUGAAAAUGACAAUGAUAAUGCUGAUUUUAGUGAAAAUGACGUUGGAAACGCUGAUGUCGAUGAAGAGGAAAUGGAUCUUGAUGCAUCAAAACCCCGUGACGAAAUUGAUGAAAUUGCUCAAGCACUUGCCGCGGCAGAUGCACUAGGCAGUGGCAUCAUAAAGGGCAUGGAGGAAUUGGACAUGGAUAAUUAUGACAAUGAAGAUGAUGGGGUUGAGCUGUUUGGUGAGGGGAUUCGGAGCUUAUACUACCCUGAUAAUAAGAUGGAUCCCUAUCUGCAAGGAAAUGAUGAGGAUUCUGAAGAGGAGGAAGAUAUGACUAUAAACCCUGAAGAUGCUCUCAUAGUCUGUGCUCGUAAUGAGGAUGAUGUCAGCCAUCUGGAGGUUUGGAUAGUGGAAGGAUCGGAAGGAGCUGAUUCAAACUCCUAUGUGCAUCACGAUAUAAUAAUACCUGCAUUUCCCUUAUGCUUGGCAUGGAUGGAUUGCCCCCUCAAUGGAGGAGAGAAAGGUAACUUCAUCGCUGUAGGUUCAAUGGAACCGACAAUUGAGAUAUGGGACCUUGAUAUUAUGGAUGAAGUUCAACCAUCAGCUGUGUUAGGUGGGAUCAUUGAGAAGAAGAAGAAAAAGAAAGGGGGAAAGAAGAAAAAAUCUGUCAUAUUCAAGGAAGGUAGUCACACUGAUUCAGUUCUGGGACUUGCUUGGAACAAAGAAUACAGGAAUGUGCUUGCAAGUGCGAGUGCGGACAAGUUGGUUAAGGUUUGGGAUGUGGUAACUGGGAACUGCAGCUACACUUUGGAUCAUCAUACAGAUAAGGUUCAAGCAGUUGCAUGGAAUCCUUUUGCCCCACAAGUUCUUCUUAGUGGCUCUUUUGAUCACUCUGUUAUUAUGAAGGAUGCUAGGUCACCUUCACAUGCUGGAUUUAAAUGGUCAGUGGCUGCUGAUGUUGAAAGUUUGGCAUGGGAUCCGCAUGCGGAGCAUUCAUUUGCGGUUUCUCUUGAGAAUGGUAUGGUCACUUGUUUUGACAUCCGCACCUCUAGUUCAAAUAGAUCUUCUGACCCAAAGCCAAGUUUCACACUACAUGCUCACGAUAAAGCAGUCAGCUCUAUUUCAUACAAUCAACUGGUUCCCAAUCUUCUUGCGACGGGUUCCAUGGAUAAAACAGUAAAACUCUGGGAUUUGUCCAAUAAUCAACCAUCAUGUGUAUCCUCAAAAAAUCUCAAAGCAGGGGCUGUGUUCUCGGUUUCAUUUUCAGAUGAUUGUCCCUUUCUGCUGGCUGUUGGUGGAUCUAAAGGGAAGUUGGAAGUGAGUGGCAAAUUCCUGUCUUGGCAUUCUUCUUUGCACAAACACGUUUCAUAUUCCUUUUUGGGUGAUUCAAUAAUGAUCUGAUAUGUGCAUGACCUUUGCAGUUAUGGAAAACACUAUCUGAGGAUGCUGUCUUGACAAGGUAUGGGAAGUUUGCAAAUCAGAAACCUCGAGAGACAUGACAUACGACCGUGAAAUUACUAUGAAAGGCACAUCAAAGCUGUUUUGUUCGUAGGCUCUUUCUGGUUGAUUUAUCUAUGAUUUCAAAUUCUAUGUGCUCCGGAAAAGGCCUGUAACCUGAUAUUGAGACUGUUUCAACCCAUAUUCAGAUGGAGAAAACAAGAAUUGGACCUGUCAUCCGGUGAAAUCCGUGUAUAGAAUGCAGCUAUGCUUCAUCUUUAUAUAUGCAUAGCCGCUUUAGGAUAAGGAGGUUGGAGAAAAAAUUUUGAGGCGCUUUAUCGUAUUUACAUUUUAGGAUCAGAAGGGGAGGGUCAAUUUUAGGGAAGUCGUUUCUUAGUACGAUGCACCAUUUCCUUUGUAGAGAUGGUUUAAGUUUAAAUAGUUGCAGGUUUUGUGAAGUUUGAUAAAAAUGACAGACGGGAUUCCUUUUGUAGCAUUACCACUGCUCUUUUACUGCUUUCAGUAUCAUAAUUCAUAAUGAGAUUGUUGGUUUUGAAUUGCAGCAAAGAUCUCAACGUUAGUGGCCGGAAAGUUUAGGAUUUCACCGUAAUUUAUGUUAUCGG
Molecule: messenger RNA, 2174 nt
Organism: Oldenlandia corymbosa var. corymbosa
Lineage: Eukaryota; Viridiplantae; Streptophyta; Magnoliopsida; Gentianales; Rubiaceae
Source: the annotation of a GenBank genome assembly